Medicago truncatula (barrel medic) is the source of this 1773-nucleotide messenger RNA. RefSeq names its product F-box protein CPR1. Gene Ontology annotation, molecular function: protein binding. The transcript has 2 exons. The record is from RefSeq and is a predicted model, not a curated record. Bases 173 to 1363 code for a protein of 396 amino acids. NCBI's taxonomy places the organism in Eukaryota, Viridiplantae, Streptophyta, Magnoliopsida, Fabales, Fabaceae.
UGUCGAGGCUCUCUCUUCAUUCCCUUUCAAAAACCCUAAAAACACAAGAAAUUAAGAAGAAAACAGUUUUAGAAGUGGUUCGUUCCACUCACAUUCUUAACAAAUGCAAAAAUCAAUUAUCAAUUCUUCUUCUUCCUGAAACACCCUAAACCCUACAAUCAUCUUCUUACCAAUGUCGGAUUAUCUUCUUCCGUCAGACAUACUCGCCGAAAUCUUCUCCCGCUUACCAGUAAAAUCACUUCUUCGAUUCCGCUCAACUUCAAAAUCACUUAAAUCCAUAAUCGAUUCUCACAACUUCACCAAUCUUCAACUCAAAAACUCAUCCCUCAAUUUCAACCUCAUCCUCCGUCACGACACCCAUCUCUACCAACUCCAUUUCCCUACCCUAACCACCGUCAUCCCACUCAACCAUCCUUUCACGCAUCGUAACAGCAAAAGCAUCCCCCUAUUCCUUCUCGGUUCAUGUAACGGCCUCCUCUGCAUUUCCUCCAACAACGAAAUCGCUUUCUGGAACCCUUACAUCCGUAAACAUCGGAUUAUCCCUCAUCUCCCUAUUCCUCAAUCUGACAGCAAUUUGCAAUUUGCCUUUUGCGUUUACGGCUUCGGUUUUGAUCCUUUGUCCUCUGAUUAUAAACUUGUCAGAAUCUCUUGGUUUGUUGAUCUACACAACCGUACUUUUGAUUCAUAUGUCAGACUCUAUACCUCAAAAACGAACUCGUGGAAAGUACUUCCUAGUAUAGACUAUGCUCUUUCCUAUGACAAUACAAUGGGAGUUUUUGUUGAGAAUUCUAAUUCUCUUCAUUGGAUAAUGACAAGGAAAUUUGAUAACUUUCAACCUUUGUUAAUUGUCGCAUUUAACCUCACACUCGAUAUUUUCAAUGAGGUUCCUCUUCCUACUAAAAUAGGAGGUAAAAAGGUUAAUAGGAGUAUAAGUUUUCAAAUUGCUGUUGCUGAUUUGGGAGGGUGUCUUUGUUUGAUUAUGAAUUAUCGAAAUCAAAUUACUAAGAUAGGUGUUUGGGUGAUGAAAGAAUAUGGAUGUAGAGAUAGUUGGUGUAAACUUUUUACUUUGAUGGAAUCGUGUUUCGUUUUACCUUUUAGAUUUUUGAGCCCUUUAGGUUAUUCGAGUGAUGGAAAAAAGGUUUUGUUGGAUGUAAAUCAUAAUAUGCUGGUUUGGUAUGAUUUGAAGAGUCAGCAAGUUAGUUAUGUUGAAGGAAUUCCUAAUUUCGAUGAAGCCAUGAUUUGUGUUGGAAGUCUUGUACCACCUUCCUUACCUGCUGAUGAUAAUCAUACGAAGGAGAAUCGUACAAGAAAGAGCAAGAGAAGGGAUGACUUCUUGUCCAAAGGAUUUAAAUUGACAUUGUAAGGGAGUGAAGGAAGAAUCGUUGAUGUGUAGCUGAAGCAAGUUGUUUCUAGUGAUGGAAUUAGUCAUGUUGGUUUGCGGUAUGCGUUAAAUUGAUUAGGAAUGGUGUGAGAUCACACUUCUCCCUCUCGGAUACCAGAUGUACAUGACUUCUAUCUUUUCCUUUUCAUUGGUGUAUCACCUGGUCUAUAAUUGUUAGGUUCCUGCUAUAAGCAAUACAAAAAGAUGGCAUAUAUGUUUGUUUAGGUGUAAGAAAGUGUUGAAAAUGGCUUAUAUGUCGUUAUGGUGAUAAAAAUUGUUGAAAUUUUUGGUUGUCUAUGUGACAUUUAGUUUCUUUCAUUGGAUAACCUUUCUUAUUUUGAAUCCUCUUUUUAUGGUUAAGGAACUUUAUGAUGACAUUCUUUUCAAAUACA